UCUUAUUAUUUAAGUUACAGUUUCAGAGAAACUCCACUACACUCUGUCUCUUUCAGAGAAACUAAACUAAACUCUGUCUGUCAGUGUGAGCAGCGAAAUGGCUGAAGGUGGAGGUUUACUGGAUCAGGACCAGUUCAGCUGUGCGAUCUGUCUGGAUCUACUGAAGGAGCCGGUGGCUAUUCCCUGUGGACACAGUUACUGUAUGGGCUGUAUUAAGGGCUACUGGGGUGAGGAUGAUCAUACUGGUGUCUACAGCUGUCCCCAGUGCAGAGAGACUUUCACCCCAAGGCCUGUUUUAAGAAAAAACACCUUGCUGGCUGAAGUGGUGGAGAAACUGAAGAAGACAGGACUCCAAGCUGCUCCUCCUGCUCACUGUUACACUGGACCUGGAGACGUGGCGUGUGAUGUCUGCACUGGGAGAAAGCACAAAGCCUUCAAGUCCUGCCUGGUGUGUCUGGCCUCUUACUGUGAAACUCACCUCCAGCCUCACUAUGAAUCUCCUGCCUUUAAGAAGCACAAACUGGUCAAAGCCACUGGAAACCUGCAGGAGAAGAUCUGCUCUCAUCAUGACGAACCGCUGAAGAUUUACUGUCGUACCGAUCAGCAGUGUAUCAGUGAACGCAGAGGCCAUGAUACAGUCUCAGCUGCAGCAGAAAGGGCUGAGAAACAGAAGCAGCUGGGGGUGACACAGAGUAAAUUCCAGCAGAGAAUCCAAGAGAGAGAGAAGGAGCUGCAGGAUCUAAGACAGGCUGUGCAGUCACUCAAGCGCUCUGCACAGGCAGCAGUGGAGGACAGUGAGAGGAUCUUUACUGAGAUGAUCCGCUCCAUGAAGAGAAGGUGCUCUGAGGUAAAAGAGCUGAUCAGAGAUCAGGAGAAGGCUGAAGUGAGUCUGGCUGAAGGACUCCUGGAGCGACUGGAGCAGGAGAUUGCUGAGCUGAGGAGGAGAGACGCUGAGCUGGAGCAGCUUUCACACACAGAGGAUCACAUCCAUUUCCUCCAGAGCUGUCAAUCUCUCUGUGUCCCUCCUGGACCUGGAGAAAUACCCAGCAUCACUGUCAGUCCACAUGCCUCUUUUGAGGCUGUGAGGAAAUCUGUCUCUGAGCUGAAAGAGCAACUGGAGGAUGUCUUCAAGGGGGAGUUUGUCAAACUUUCUGGAAAAGUGGGAGAAGUCCAUAUUGUUGGCCCUGAAGAGCCCAAGACCAGAGAGGACUUCUUACAAUAUGCCUGUCAGCUCACACUGGACCCCAACACAGCGAAUAAAAACCUCUGUCUGUCUGAGGGGAACAGAGAGGUGACCUGCGUGGGAGAGAUCCAGUCAUAUCCUGAUCAUCCAGAGAGAUUUGAGUGCUUGUCCCAGGUGCUGUGCAGAGUGGGUCUGUCUGGACGCUGUUACUGGGAGGUUGAGUGCAGUGGAGUUAAUUUCGAUAUAGCAGUGUCAUAUAAAGACAUCAGCAGGAAGGGAGAUGGUCAUGACGCUGAUCUUGGAGGUAAUAACAAGUCCUGGGCUUUGAGCAGCACUCUCCUCGGUGACUCAUUCUGUCACAAUAAUGAGCGCACUGACAUCCCUGCUCCCUCCUCCUCCAGAAUAGGAGUGUACCUGGAUCACAGGGCAGGAACUCUGUCCUUCUACAGCGUCUCUGACACAAUGACCCUCCUGCACAGAGUCCAGACCACAUUCACUCAGCCCCUCUACCCUGGGUUUAAUGUUUUUUCUGGUUCCUCUGUAAAACUGUGUGAUCUGGGUUAAGUCAGAAAGUGAAGGGAAGAUCAGCUGUAACUAAAGAGAGGGAAAAACAGUGAGAUAAAACAGUAAAAUGAGAUAGAAAAUUAAUUAAAUGAAAUAUUGGGCUGGCUCAUUCCACCAAGGGCCGAGUUUUACCUUGAUAUGCAGCUUCACAAACCUGAUUUAAUAAGAUUUGGUGACGUUACAGUUUUGACUCCAUUUUGAUGAUUUAGGAGUGCUUAAUGGAUGAUUUUUGAGACGCCUUUAGAAGUAUUACAUCACUGUACAGGGCGUUUAGUGCUGCAGCACCCAGGCUCUGGAAUGACCUUCCUGGGUGCAACAGGACUUCUGAAUCCAUCCAGUCUUUCAGAACACAGUUAAAACCUGUCUGUUUAGGGAGGCCUAUCACACUGGUCAUCACACAUAGCAUUUCUCUGCUCAUUGACGGUUCUCCUACCUGCUGGUUCCUUGUAAACAUUGUUUUUAUAGCUUGCUCUUGUUUUUACUCUUGCUUUUUGUGUUGCUUCUUGAAUUGUUGUUAAUCUUUUUUUAAUUUAUUAUGUGCAAAUGCAAAGUGCAUACUCACAACCAGGGAAAAGUGUUCUAUUGUUGGGGAAAAUUUACAGAACAAAAAUCUCCAUCCUAAUCUCCCACCUAAAAGCAUGAUAAACAGUCAGUCAAAAUCAGCCUCAACCUUGAUGAGCAGCUGGUUCCUCCAACCCUCUCGAUGAUUUAUGCCAGAAGUGUAUCUAUAUGUAAGUGGCUUAUAAUCACUAAAUCCCAUGUACGCUGCUUGUUAUCAAAUCAAAUGAACCUAGAACAUUAAUUACAGCUGAGCUUAUGAAAACGCAAGAAACCACAGUGAAAACUGUUGAAAUGAGAGCAAAGAAUGCAACAGGCUAAAGAAGUACAUUUACUCACUUAGAAGAGAAUGUUAAUCAAAUGUUUAGUAUGUAUGUAUAUUAGAAAAGAAUAUUAGAAGAGAAUGUUAAUCAAAUGUUUAGUAUGUCUGUAUAUUUUCAAUGAUUCACUGCUGAUAAGUUUGUGUUAGAAGUGCAUAAGUGACCCAUGUGUAAUCCGAAGUACCAAACAUGAUUUUUAUGAUGUGGAAAGUACAUGCUGACCUAUAUGUAACCUGAGUGGAAAAAUACAAAAUUACGUGUUUGUUAAUAAGCAGUUUGCGGGGGCAGGGGCGUCCGGAACUUUGCAUGGAGUUGGCAGAGCAUGGGGACCUAGGGCGAUUUGCCACAAUGAUGUUUGCACCUGUUUUAGGUGGGAGGAGUUAAGAACAGUGUAUACAAUGGGUGUAAAAAUGGCAUUCGAGGUCCAUUUUAUGCGAAACUGGUCCGACUUUAUACAUUUCUGCUAAUAAAGUCUGAUUUUCUUGAAGA
Conger conger (European conger) is the source of this 3114-nucleotide messenger RNA. Its product is annotated as E3 ubiquitin/ISG15 ligase TRIM25-like. Lineage: Eukaryota; Metazoa; Chordata; Actinopteri; Anguilliformes; Congridae. Gene Ontology annotation, molecular function: protein binding. The record is from RefSeq and is a predicted model, not a curated record. The transcript is spliced from 7 exons. The coding region runs from base 98 to 1747 and encodes 549 amino acids.